AUGGCCGGCGAAAUUCCCAAGGAGGAGAAGAAGCCCGAAGCCGGAAACGUGAAAAUCCUCGACAAAGCAAACGUGAAGCCCAAGAAACCCAUCGGCCGGCAGGAGUGCCAGCUUGUCACUUUCGAUCUCCCCUAUUUAGCAUUUUUCUAUAAUCAAAAACUGCUCGUGUACAAAAAUUGCGAGGAUUUUGAGGCGGUGGUGGAGAAAUUGAAGGAUGGGCUGGCUCUGGUUUUGGAGGAAUUUUACCAGCUGGCGGGGAAAUUGGACAAGGACGAGGACGGCGUGUUCAAGGUGGUGUACGAUGAUGGUGAUGCGGUCGGGGUCGAGGUUGUGACGGCGGCGGCGGAGGAGAUCGCGGUGGCGGAGCUGACGGCGGAGGAGGGGACGUCGAAGUUCAAGGAGCUGCUUCCCUACAAUGGGGUGCUGAAUCUGGAGGGGCUGCAGCGGCCGCUGCUGGCUGUGCAG
Molecule: messenger RNA, 465 nt
Organism: Striga hermonthica
Lineage: Eukaryota; Viridiplantae; Streptophyta; Magnoliopsida; Lamiales; Orobanchaceae
Source: the annotation of a GenBank genome assembly